AUGUUUACUCCUUCGAGGGCCUCACGGCGAAGAGCUCUCAGAAGCAGCUGGGAGGAGGCGCUGUCCAAGCCAGAGGUCGGUUCGUCGAGGAUCAGCAAGGAGGGCUCCAUCACCAUCUCCAAUCCGACGUUUACACGCUUCCUCUGACCCCCUGAUAUCCCCCGCUUCUCCACCGUCCCAACCAGGGAAUCCCUCACCGGUUGAAGCCCAAGUGACUCGAUCACUCUCUCAACGACCAAGACUUUAUCAGCCUUGGACAAGUCAUCAGGAAGUCUACGAGAACAAGAUGUCAACCAGGAGGAAACAAUCAGUCAGUACAGUAGGAAUAAAAGCUAGCUGAGAAAGUAGAUUCAAGGGAGCAAUAGUUCUUCUUUUUCUUUUUUGCAGUCGUAUGGAUUUGAACUUUUUUUGAAAAACCACAUUCAGAUGCGAAUUCUGAUGAAUACCCACUGCCAAAUCAAUCAUAAUUUAAUCAUCUUCAUGAGAGCAAUGGAUAAUUUUUUCCACUGCAAUCGUGUAAAUGUAAAAUCUAAAAAAAUAAAUCAUGGGCAGAUGUGAACAUGGUGGCAAUCCAAUGAAUGCCUGAUGUAAAUUAAUCAUAAUUUAAUGAAACAAAAUUAGUUUGAACUUGGACAUAUAUAUGCAUAUAUAUAUCGAAUAAACUCCUGAGAACGCAGACAAAAGCAGGUCAAACAUGUAGGGGGAAGAAAAGCAGCAGAGAAAACGAUCUAUGGUAGAUGCUGCAGGAUGUCUCGUACCUACAUCUUGCGCUGAACCAGAGGUUCUCCUCCACAGUCAAGUUCCCAUGCACAACGUCAUCCUGUGGGACAAAGCCGAUUAUCUUCUUGUAG
This is a messenger RNA of Spirodela intermedia, 851 nucleotides long. Lineage: Eukaryota; Viridiplantae; Streptophyta; Magnoliopsida; Alismatales; Araceae. The record is from the annotation of a GenBank genome assembly.